ACGAUGAUGUGUCUACCAGCUUUCAGCUGAUUACUGGUUGGUUGAAGCGGGGAGGUUUGCCUAAUGGCGUAGCUGGAAACAUUACAACAAGAUGCUCCUGAGUAAUAUUCUCAGUAUCAUUUGGUCUGCAUAAAGCAGCUAAUGAUGCAGUGAGGGCCCAAAUGAUUCUGCUGUGGAUUUCGUAGAGACCUUUUAUCCUUCCAAAUCCCCAUUUUUUUUCUUCCCAGCAUAGUGGCAUCAUUCCCUACUGGAUUAUGUCUGCAGCACAGACACAGAAUGACAAUGAGCAGCGCUGGAGCUGCCUGGAGUCUCUGGGUCUCAGUCCCAGAGAGCUGGUUCUGGCUGAGGCUUUGCAAAUGGAGUAUGAUGCGCUUUCACGCCUUAAACAGGACAAAGAUCCUGCUGGGAGGGGAGAGUCAGAGAGUAGCAAGACCAUGCCAUCCAGGAAUACACAAUCUAGACGUAUCCCCAGCCCACCUGGGACAAACUUGUGCCAAGGGCUUUCAGGGUCUGAUCCAAUACUCAACCUCAUACAGCCUGGAGUUUCCAGCCCAUCAAGGUCAAACAUGGAUCCUCAUAGCUACAGUAAGGAACCCCUCUAUAUCCUGGAAAAUCCUGGGAAGAAUGAUUAUGAAAGGAUGACCGAAGGGCUUUCGAAGGGAUUGCCACCUCCGGAUGAACCUCCUCCAGCAAUUCCACCAAGGAAUCCAAUACCUCAACAAGACUCGUUCCACCUCUGCAGGGGUUCAGCUCCCAGAGACGUGAACCUGUUCAGCCCAGAGGUGGACCAACCCAAGCUUCCCUCUGGAGAAACCCUGAACUAUGACAACCUGAAUGACUCCCUUAUGAGGCUCAGUGGUCGGCAGUCACCUAGGCAACAAAAAGUGAAUGGCGACCAAUCUGGGAAGCCUGUUGCUCGCAGCAAGACGCUACCCCCUCAGGUUCCACCUCGCACCUACUUGCCUGGACAAAAGGGCAUCCGGAACAACCGCAGGGUGUCAGCUGAUCCAGUGUCUCUUCGAUCCAGGCACAAUGGCUAUGAGCUCUUCCAGGUUUCUGAGGAGCGUGAUGAGGAGGUGGCUGCCUUCUGUCAUAUGCUUGAUGUGUUGCGCUCUGCUUACCCAUGCACAGACCGCUCCAAGAAUGCAGGCUUUGUGUGGAGCCCAUGUGUGGCGCAGGAGGAGUUGCAGCAGGGACUCGGGGUCAGCAUAAAGGUCACUGUCAUUGGUGAGCACAUCCGAGAGCCACUCAUCUUCACCUGUGAUGGUUCAUCCACCAUUGACCUGCUAAUAUACCAGACCUUGUGCUAUGCCCAUGACGACCUGGACCUAGUCGAUGUGGACGACUACCUGAUGAAAGUGUGCGGCCAAGCCGAGUAUCUCAACAACUCUCAGACUUUGGCUGGACUUGAAUAUAUCCAGCAGUGUCUGAAGUUUGACUGGGAUGUUCAGCUUUUCCUCACCAAAAGAAGCUCAGUUAACAUGGAGUUAGCCCGCACUGCUGAAGACGAUGAGACUGCAUCCUCCCUGAACCAUGCCAUCAUGCUGCAGGAGAGGCCCAUCAAGCAGACUGUGACAAGGGAGGCACUAACUUUGCUUCUGGACACUUUUCAUAAUGAGGCAGAGUCCUUCAUGUUAUCAGAGGCUGAAUUGCAGUUGCACGUGGAACGUUUGGUUCAGUCUGUCAAGGCUCUGUGCAGCUCACUGGCUGCUGUGGAAACGCCCGACAUCACCUCAGCCCUGAAUCAGCUGCCUGCUUGCCCAUGCAGACUGCAGCCUAGAGUGCAGAAGGAUGUGAGCAUGCUGAUGAAAAGAGAAAACAGAGAGAAAAUAGUUGAGAGGUUGACGGCUGCCAUCUUGGAUCUGGUGGAGCUCUACUGCAGCACGUUCAAUGCCAACUUCCACACUGCUCCACACAGCAGCCGGCCCACAGUUCCAAUCCAGGAGGCAGGCAUGGUUACCAACGUAUUGUCCUUCAACAUUUACGCUGCACACCGCGUCCCCAUAACCUGGGCCGCCAGUUAUGAAGGGUUCUUUCUUUCGUGUUCUCUUACCCAUGGGGGAAACGAACUGUGUGCCCCCCAGCAUACAAGCAAACAGUCAGUCAGCAAAUACCUCUUUCAUCUGGUGGUUUGGGACCAAAGGAUUUGCUUCCCGGUGCAGAUCAACCAGCUGCCACGGGAGUCUCAGCUAACAGUGACUCUGUAUGCGACUCCGUUACCACCCCCUGGAGCAGAGGACAAGAGCAAGCAGAAAGCCCGCAACAUGGAGGCCCUGGGCUGGGUCACAAUGCCGCUGUUCAACUUUCAACACAUUUUGACGUGUGGAAGGAAGCUGUUAGGUCUUUGGCCGUCAACCCCAGGAAGCGGAAACACCCGGUCCAGCACGCCCAACUUCAGCCAGCCAGAUAGCGUCAUCCUGCAGGUGGACUUUCCGACGUCAUCGUUCGAGGUGUGUUUUAGCACCCCUCCACCGGCCGAGUUCAGUCCUCAGUACGAGUUCUCCAGACUGGAUCAGAGCAGCCAGAGACAGCUCCAAGACAUCCUGAAUAAGAAGUCUCUCUUCUGGUUGACACCAGAGCACAAGCGUCUGCUGUGGGAAAAGCGUUACUUCUGCCACGCAGAGAGCAGCCGCUUACCCAUGAUUCUCGCCAGCGCCCCCAGCUGGGAGUGGGCAUGUCUGCCUGACAUCUACGCCCUCCUGCGCCAGUGGGCAUGUACAAACCACCUGGAUGCACUAGGCCUGCUGCACGCCACGUUUCCAGAUCAGGAGUGCAGGCGCACAGCUGUCCAAUGGAUGGACUCCAUCUCUGACUCUGAGCUCUUGGAUUUUCUCCCACAGCUGGUGCAGGCGCUGAAGUAUGAGUGUUACCUUGACAGUCCGUUGGUGCGCUUCCUGUUACGCAGAGCCAUUGGAGACGUGCGUGUUGCUCACUGCCUUUUCUGGUUACUGAAGGACACACUGCAGGACUCCCAGUUCAGCGUACGUUAUCAGCACCUGCUGGCCGCAUUGCUUUGCUGCUCAGGCCAAGGCCUCCGUGAAGAGUUUGACCGCCAGUGCUGGCUCAUCAACAUCCUGGCUAAAGUCGCACAGCGUGUCCGAGACUCCUCUCCAUCAUCCAGACAGGCUCUUCUGAGAGAGGGAUUGGAUGAGGUCAAGCACUUCUUCUCCUUAAACAGCAGCUGCCGCCUUCCUCUUAACCCUGGCCUGCUAGUCAAGGGCAUUAACAUACAGUCCUGCUCCUAUUUCAACUCCAAUGCUGUGCCACUUAAGCUCUCAUUCCAGAACAUGGACCCACUGGGAGACAACAUCAAUGUCAUCUUUAAGUCAGGAGAUGACCUGCGGCAGGACAUGCUCACCUUGCAGACCAUCCGUAUCAUGAACAAAAUCUGGAUCCAGGAGGGCUUGGACAUGAGGAUGGUCAUCUUCCGCUGCUUUUCCACGGGUCGGAGCCGAGGCAUGGUGGAGAUGAUCCCCAAUGCCGAGACCUUGAGGAAGAUCCAAGUAGAGCACGGGGUCACCGGCUCCUUCAAGGACCGCCCGCUGGCUGACUGGCUGCAAAAACACAACCCCACUGAGGACGAGUAUGAGAAAGCAGUAGAGAACUUCAUCUACUCCUGUGCAGGCUGCUGUGUGGCCACCUACAUCCUGGGUAUCUGUGACCGCCACAAUGACAACAUCAUGCUGAAGAGCAGUGGCCACAUGUUCCACAUUGACUUCGGCAAAUUCCUGGGCCAUACGCAAAUGUUUGGCAACAUCAAACGGGACCGGGCUCCUUUCGUUUUCACAUCAGACAUGGCUUACGUGAUUAACGGAGGUGACAAGCCUUCGAGUCGCUUUCAUGACUUUGUUGACUUGUGUUGUGAGGCGUACAACCUCAUAAGGAAACACGCACAUCUGUUCCUCAACCUGCUAGGCUUGAUGCUGUCCUGUGGCAUUCCUGAGCUGUCAGAUCUAGAAGAUUUAAAGUAUGUUUACGAUGCACUGAGACCACAUGAGUCUGAGGCUGAUGCCACCAUGUACUUCACCAGGUUGAUUGAGUCCAGUCUGGGCAGCGUGGCCACAAAACUCAACUUCUUCAUCCACAACCUUGCCCAGAUGAAGUUCGCCUCAUCCGAGGAGCGACCCGUUCUGUCCUUUGCGCCCCGAGUCUACACACUGAAAAGCGACGGCCUCAUUCGCAGUCUGUUUGUGUGCCGCCACAUCAAAACCUACAGCCCCAACAAGGGUUAUACAUAUGUGGUGAAAGUGGAGCGUGAGGGCCAGCAGGGGGCGACGUUGGUUCAGAGGAGUUUUGAGGAGUUCCAUGAGUUACACAGCAAACUGCGCCUCAUCUUCCCUUCUUCCAAAUUACCCAGCUUCCCUAGCCGUUUUGUGAUUGGCCGCUCUCGCGGGGAAGCCAUGGCUGACCGAAGGAAAGAUGAGCUGAACGCCUACGUGUGGCAUCUGAUCCACUCGGCUGCUGAGGUUGCUCAGUGUGACCUGGUCUACACUUUCUUCCAUCCGUUACCAAGAGAUGAGCGGCCAGUAGGAACUGCUGUAAACACACUGGGGAACAAACCAACAGACGGUUCUUGUAAUCCUGAUCCCGGUAAAGUGGCUGGUGAAGUGAAACUGUCUAUUUCCUAUAAGAGCAACAAGCUUUUCAUUAUGGUGAUACACAUACGAGGCCUGCAACCCUUGCAGGAUGGCACUGAUCCGGAUCCAUACGUCAAACUGUACCUGCUCCCUGAUCCCCAGAAAACAAGCAAGAGGAAGACAAAGGCAGCUCGCCGCACUUGCAACCCCACGUAUAAUGAAAUGCUGGUGUAUGAUGGGAUACCACGUGGGGACCUAAGCCAGAGGUCAAUACAUCUUCGAGUGCUGGGUGACGGAGCAUUCUGGGAAAACACGCUGCUGGGGGAGGCAUUUAUUCCUUUAAAGGAUCUAACACCAGGACAGCACUGGGUGGACUGGCACCAGCUGAGCACAGGCAGCUCCGACAGCAGCCGCUGACAGAAACACACAGUUGUAGAGACACUAGGUGACGCACUGCUCGCUGUAUUCUGAUCAGCGGGUGUGAAUCGGUGGAUCCCUGUAAAGGGAAAUGACUCCUGAAACAUAUUGAGGAGCAUGGAGGAGUGUCUGUUGUUGCAUUGGGGUCUGCGUAGAAGGAAGUAUUUUCCCCACACUGGGGGUGUGUGUAGCUGAUUCUCCUGACCUGGAGACGUGUAGACUCUGUGACAGAAAGACUUCAUGUGCUAGUUGUAUUGGGUUUUUUUUCUUGCUCUCUUCACAGACCAUGAGAAUAAGACAUGGCUGAAAUAGCUGUGCUUGAGAUAAACCGUUGACUCUCUUGGAUGCAGAACAUGGUCCAGAAGGCCCUGAAAACAUCGUCCAUUGUACAACCUCACAGAUUCCUGUUAAGAGAGAGGAAGUGAAAUGUUAACUUAUUUCAUUUUAAGAUGUUCUUUUAUUUUGGCUCGAUUUGGAGCUAGCCUUUGUUAUGACGUUUAUGUCUCUGUGAUUUAGAUUAUUACAGAUUUUUACCUAGUAAGUAAUAAAAAGGGAGUUAGGGAGUAAAAUUGUAAAAUGAUUUGAUUUCGCAUCGCUGGUUGCAGGGAUCUAGCAUAUCUGGGAAAAACUAAAACACUUGAGAUUCUGGGGCAUUGCAAACUUGUGUUGUAGUCAUGCAAAGUCGAAUUCAGUCCACUUGUCCAACCUCUCUGGUAUGAAUGACAAAAAUAGCUCUAUAACAAACUUUUGCUUAUUGUUCACAUCUUUUCUUUUCUUUAUUUAAACAAGCACCAGGCUUUGAGUAGAUACAGAAUAGAUGCAGUGAUUUUCAGAUAAUAGCCCUGAGCUUUCUGUAAAAAUCUAGUGGGACUUAUGUAGGUUGGUGCACUUCAGAUUGUACCACAAAACAUCUAGUGACUUUAACAUGCCUUUUCAUGUAUAAGUAAGAAAGUGGUUUAAAAUGGAUCCUUCUUUUUUUUUUUUAACCAACACUGUUAAUGAUCCUAAUGUGAUCCCAUGCCAUGGCUGGGUGAUAUGUACAACGAUCCAGGUUAAAAUUCAACAAAAAAAAACUAUAAAAGCAUUCUGAUUACAUUGUUUAUUUGUGCAAUGACUUUCCACCAAUGUACAGUGAUAUAAACAUGCUAUAUAAAACAUGCUGGAUUUCCAGGUGAAUUCUA
Hemibagrus wyckioides is the source of this 6175-nucleotide messenger RNA. It is a transcript of the gene pik3c2b, whose product is annotated as phosphatidylinositol-4-phosphate 3-kinase, catalytic subunit type 2 beta. Gene Ontology annotation, biological process: cell migration; phosphatidylinositol 3-kinase/protein kinase B signal transduction; phosphatidylinositol-mediated signaling. Lineage: Eukaryota; Metazoa; Chordata; Actinopteri; Siluriformes; Bagridae. The record is from RefSeq and is a predicted model, not a curated record. Gene Ontology annotation, molecular function: 1-phosphatidylinositol-4-phosphate 3-kinase activity; 1-phosphatidylinositol-3-kinase activity; phosphatidylinositol binding. The transcript is spliced from 33 exons. Bases 255 to 4994 code for a protein of 1579 amino acids. Gene Ontology annotation, cellular component: plasma membrane; phosphatidylinositol 3-kinase complex; cytoplasm.